Molecule: messenger RNA, 2708 nt
Organism: Calliphora vicina (urban bluebottle blowfly)
Lineage: Eukaryota; Metazoa; Arthropoda; Insecta; Diptera; Calliphoridae
Gene: Gyg
Product: Glycogenin
Exons: 5
Coding region: 137-1846 (569 amino acids)
Cellular component (GO): cytoplasm
Molecular function (GO): glycosyltransferase activity
Source: RefSeq, a predicted model, not a curated record
UUUUUUUUGAAACGUUAAAAAAUCAUACAUUUUGUUGGUGUAAAACAUAAGAAAAUCCUUGGAGAUUUAAAAAAUAAAGUGAAAAAUUAUAAAAUUUUUUUUAGUGUUACAAAAUAUUAAAUAAAAAACAAACAAAAUGAGCAACUUUGCUUGGGUAACUUUAACCACAAAUGAUACGUAUUCCUUGGGUGCCUUAGUGUUGGCUCACUCUUUAAGAAGAGCCGGUACAAAACACCAAUUGGCCGUUUUGGUUACACCCGGUGUUUCAGAAUCCAUGCGCGGCAAACUCAAAGAUGUCUACAAUCUAGUGCAAGAAGUCAAUAUUAUGGAUUCACAAGACUCGGCCAAUUUGGCUUUGUUGUCCAGACCCGAAUUGGGCAUAACUUUCACCAAAUUACACUGUUGGCGUUUAGUACAAUUUGAGAAAUGCGUUUUCUUGGAUUCGGAUACUUUGAUUUUACAAAAUUGUGAUGAACUUUUUGAACGUGAAGAAUUCUCAGCUGCUCCUGAUGUCAGCUGGCCAGAUUGUUUCAAUUCCGGUGUGUUUGUUUAUAAGCCCAGCCAAGAAACUUUCGAUAAAAUCGUGGAGUUUGGCUUGAAAAACGGCAGUUUCGAUGGCGGUGAUCAGGGUCUAUUGAAUCAAUAUUUCUCUGAUUGGGCCACCAGCGAUUUGAAGAAACGUUUGCCUUUCUUAUACAAUGUAACCGCAUAUGCUUCGUAUUGCUAUUUGCCCGCCUUUAAACAAUUCAGAGAUAAGAUUAAGAUUUUGCAUUUCGCUGGUAAAAUGAAACCCUGGUUGAUACACUUCAACUCACAAAACAAAACCCCCAGUGUACCCACCGAUUAUGCCCAUGCUGCUGAUUUAAUACAACUCUGGUGGAAUAUCUUCUUCGAUCAUGUUCAUCAAAACUUAACUGACAAUAUGAGAUAUUCAUUACCCAACAUAAUGGCAUGGAAAAGUAACUAUGACAACAUGCAACGGCAACAGCACUUUGAGCAACAACAUCAACAUGCCACAAAUUUGCAAUAUAAUUUACAAUACCAAGCUUAUCAAGAACUAUAUACUAAUAAACAAAUCGAAUUUCAUGAUCCUUGGGAAGAUUACUAUAGCAAACAGGAAACAAACGCGGAUAUAGCUAGUAAUGGAGGCGCCACACAAACUCAGCCAGAUGCUGCAAAUGGCAAUGAAAAUUAUUAUGAAGAAAAUAAAUGGGAAGUAGAUCAAGGUAAACAGGAUGAAAUGGAACAGUCACAGUCACAGCAUCAUCAUCAACACCAUCAUCAUGAAGAAGAUUUCAAUAGAGAUUUUCAACAAGAGACAGAAACACAUUUAGACUUUGAUAGGCAGCAUGAGGCUAAAGAGGAACAAAGUACAACAACUAGCAGGAGUAGUUGUGAAAUCGAUUUAGUAACAUCUCCAAAUAGUGAUGACAAAGAAAACGAUAACCGAAAGCAAGAAUUAACAAAAACAGAAACACAUCACUAUGAGAUGGAAUAUAAUAAUUCUAGUCAUAAUACAAUCGAUAAUACCACCAGAAGUAGUAGUAUUGAAAGCAAUAAAAUUCAAGAGCAAAAACAUAAAAACACUGGCUCCCUUGCUAAUGUGAAACAAACACGUGAACAAAAUGAUGAAAAAUUAGAAGAGGCUGGUUUGGCUGGUGCCUUGUCUCAUUUGCGUUUGGGUGAGCCACGCAGUCCCGAACAGGAUGAAUACGAACAAAUGAUGCGUCGCCAAUGCUGGGAAUCCGGUCAAGUUGACUAUGCUGGCCGUGAUGCAUUUGACAACAUCUGGAAAAAGAUCACACACACUCUAGAAACAAAACCAGAUAAGACGGGUAGCUCUUAAAAUCACAAACAAAAAAAUCUAAACACCACAUAAUAAAUCACUUUUCAUCAUUAUCAUAAACAUUAAAUACAAGCAAAACAUAAAUUUUCAUACAUUUUUUAAAUGUAGUGUCAUUUUAUAAAAAAAAACAAAACUAAAAAAAAAACUUUAUAAAAGCACUCCUUAAAAAAACAUUAGCAGACAAAACACACACUUUUUUUAUAAGAAAAAAAAGUAAAAAAAUACUUAUAUUUAUUGUAUUUAAUUUAAACAAAAUUUUUGACACAACUAAAAUUUUCAAAAAACUUUAGUUUAACCAAAAAUAUAUUGUUUAAAAUACCAUAAAUAUCAGCCAUAAGUUUUACAUAGAAUCUUGUUUAGCAUCUUUUAAGCAAUUAACAAUUUUUUAUAUAAUAAAAAAAACACUUAAAAUUUAUUAAAUAAAUCACAUUUUUAAAAAUUUUUUUUUUGAAAAAUCUUUACAUUUAUGUGUAUAAACCCCUCAUUUUGACUAGCAAGCAAUUUAUGCUUUCAGCUAACAAUUUCUUGAAGACACACAUGAAUAUAUCAUGUUUGGACACUUCUUGUCAGUGUUAUGUUCCUGUCCACACAAGACAAAUUCAUGUGUAAACACCAAAUUGUUACAUGAGUAAAUAAAUUGAGGGGAUAAUAAUAGUAUGUAUUUGUAUCUGUGUGUGUGUUUUGUAAAAAUCUGUCAUCCUUUCCACCACUCUCACUCCCUCUAUUUUCAUUAAAUUACAUUUAUUUUUCUAUAAUUUCAGUUUUAAUUUAUAAAAAACCCAUUAAACACCAGCAAAAAAUUGUUAUUUUAAAACUUUUUUUAUUUAAAUUGAAUAAUAAAAUUUUCAAAUCUUUUAAAGCA